GAGCUCUACGCUACACCACAGUGGAUGGAUGCGCGCGUGCAGCAGAAGCACAACCGUGGUCUUUUCCUCGCGAAGCAGAAGAAGUCUGGCUGGUUUCAAGAUGGCCUUAAAAUGAUUCUGGCGGCCAGCUCAACGCAGGACCAAGAAGCGUGUGGACGGAUGGAAACGAAAGCGCACCCGUGUGGAUAUAUAUCGUGUGGAUACAGCCACGAGGGGAGAGAAGCAAUGUAACCUGGGCUCAACGCAACGGCGGCGGCACCUGACACCUAAUGCUCGGGGAUUUUUUGUUUCCCUACCGUUUUAAAAACGACCCCUCCAUGUGGUGACUUUACCCCCCUUGCUUCCCUGGAUAUUAAUACGCACUUGAGACAAAAUGAGCGAAGAAGUGUCAGAGGUCCCUAAGGAGCUCCAGGAGAGUGUGAGGGAUGCCAUAGGGAGGAAGGUGAAGCUCUCGCUGAGGAGGAGGGUCAAGCUGGAGAUCAAAGGGGACAAGACGGAGAACAGAGUUCUGGCAUUAUCGUCCCAGAGAGCCUACCUCCUGACAGCACGUAUCCCUGCCAAGGUGGAGCAUGCCUUUAAUUACCUGGAGGUCCAGGGCAUCGCGUGUAACAAGCCUACACAGCUUUCCGUGGAAUACGAGCGCGGCUCCUUCUCCCUGAAGCUCCUGUCAACGGAGGAGGUCAACGAGGUCGUGGGUCACAUCGGAAACUGCAUGCUCAGGAUAUGUCCUGGGCUAGCACCCGGCAAAGUGAUGAAGAAGCUCACCAUGGAGCCUCCGGAGAGGCUGACCGCCCUGCAGGCACUAUGGGACGACCAGGCUGUGGACACUGGACCCUGCGGUGGGUUUUCCCAGAUGUACAGGUGUGUGUGUGACUGGCUGGGACUCCCCUACCGAGAGGAAGUGCAAUGGGACGUGGACACCAUCUAUCUGAGCCAGGACUCCAGGGAGCUGAACCUGCAGGACUUCAGCCAUCUGGAGAACAGGGAUAUGGUGGCCAUAAUAGCAGUGCUGGAGUUCAGCCAGUGGUUUACCAAACUCUCCACCAAGGACUAUAAACUGUCUGCAGAUGUGUGUGAGCAGAUCCUACGGGUGGUGUCUCGUUCGGCCCGCCUAGAGGAGCUGGUCCUGGACAACGCAGGACUCAAAACGGACUUUGCCCAGAAGCUAGCAUCUUCCCUGGCCCACCACCCCAACUCAGCCCUCACCACCAUCAACCUCUCCAACAACCCGCUGGAGGACCGAGGUAUCAUCUCCCUGGGGGGUCAGUUUGCCAAACUUCGGAUUGGACUCAAGCAUUUGAACUUCUCCAAAACCUCCCUGUCACCCAAAGGGGUGAACAGCCUUUGCCAGUCACUGAGUGCCAACCCGUCCAUCCCCAGCAGCCUGGUCCAUCUGGACCUUUCAGGGAAUGUCCUCAGAGGAGACGAGAUGCAGCAUUUCUACCACUUCCUGGCACAGCCCAACAGCCUGGUCACCCUGGACCUCUCCAACACCGACUGCGCAUUGGACCAGGUUUGCUCGGCUUUGCUGCGAGGGACGCUCCAACACCUGGCCGUCCUCAACAUGUCCAAGAGUGUCUUCCCUCACAGGAAAAGUAAGGAUGUGCCCCCGUCGUUCAAGCACUUCUUCAGCAGCGCCUUCUCUCUCAGCUCCGUCAACCUCUCGGGGACCAAGCUACCCCCCGAGGCCCUCAAAGCUCUUCUACUGGGCCUGGCCAGCAACCCCAACAUCAAGGAAGUCACCUUAGACCUGAGCUGUUGUGAGCUUGGCCAUUGUCUUCGGUCUGGAGGGUCUCAGAUUCUAGAAGGUUGCAUUGCGGAGAUCCCGAACAUCUCCAGUCUCGACAUCUCAGAUAACGGCCUGGAUUCAGACCUUUCAACUCUGCUGGUGUGGCUGGCAAAGAACCGGUCCAUCAGACACCUGUCUCUGGGCAAGAACUUCACCAACAUCAAGUCCAAAAAUCUGGCUCCAGUGUUGGACAACCUGGUCCAAAUGAUCCAGGAGGAAGACUCGCCCCUCACCUCUCUGUCCCUGGCGGACUCACGGCUGAAGAGCGACCUGACCAUCGUUCUGAACGCCCUGGGCAGCAACUCCUCCCUCACCCGGCUGGACAUCAGCGGCAACGCCAUGGGGGACAUGGGCGCCAAGAUGCUGGCCAAGGCCCUGCAGAUCAACACCAAACUCCGGAUAGUGAUCUGGGACAAAAACAACAUCAGUCCCCAGGGCCUACAGGAUGUAUCACUCGCCUUAGAGAAGAACUUCACCAUCCGCUUCAUGCCCAUACCCAUCAUUGAUGCCUCUCAGGCACUCAAGGCCAACCCAGAGAAGACCGAAGACGCCCUGUUGAAGAUUGAAAACUACCUGUACCGGAAUCAUGAAACCAGGAAGUACCUCCAAGAACAGGCCUAUCGGCUGCAGCAGGGCAUCGUCACCACGACGACACAACAGAUGAUCGACCGGAUCUGCGUGAAGGUGCAGGACCACCUCAACUCCCUGAGGAACUCUGAGACGGACAUCGUCCUGGAGGAUGUCAGGUCUGCCGAGAACUUCAUCCGAGACGCCCGGAACUCCAAAACGCUCCUUCCCAACCUCUACCACCUCGGAGCCGUGUCCCGGGAAGAGCUCAACAGUGCCACCGUGGGGCCUAUCCAGGAGAAGCUGGAGUCCAUGGCCGGGGAGGUGGCGUCCGUCAUGGACGAUCAGCUGCAGGCUCUGCUGGGCUCCAUGGUGGACGCGGCCGAGUCUCUGUGUCCCCACGUGAUGAAGAGGAGCAGCCUCCGCCAGGACCUGCUGAAGGCCUGCACCUCCAAGAUGGUGGUGCCCACCAGCUUCGUCACCAAGACGCUGUUGGAGCAGUCGGGCGUGGACAUCAUCAACAAGAUCAGUGAGGUGAAGCUGAGCUUGGCGUCCUUCCUGUCCGACCGCAUCGUGGACGAGAUCCUGGAAGCUCUGUCCAGCUCACAACACACUCUGGCGGACCACCUGGUGCGUCGGGGCCGGCCCCUGCUGCAGCAGGGCUCCCUGGACCUGGAUGUCCCAGAGGAGCGGGUCCCUAAGAGGGCGUCCAUGGAGAUCCUGGAGGGCGAGCGACUGGACGACCUCGAGUGCAUGAUGACCCCUAAAUCCAAGAGGAAAAGCAUCCACAGCCGAAUGCUGCGGCCGGUGUCCCGUGCCUUCGAGAUGGAGUUCGACCUGGACAAGGCCCUGGAGGACGUCCCCGUGCACAUGGAGGACGCGCCCGCCUCGGCCCAGGCCCCGCCCGCCGCCGCCUCGCACAAACACGACAAGCGUCCGUCGGGCGCCAUGGGCGAGCUGCCGUCGCAGGAGGCAAAGAAGCUGCAGCACUUCACCAAGCUGCGGCCGCGCCGCAACAAGAAGCUGCCCUCCACUAAGAUACCCCAAACGGGCCGGGCCCCGGCUCAGGACGGCGAGCAGAACGGCCUCAUGGGACGCGUGGACGAGGGCGUGGACGAGUUCUUCUCCAAGAAGGUGGCCAAGAUGGACUCCAAGCGUGCUUUGAAGAGCUCCGACUCCCAGGACGGAGAGAAGAAGAAGAGUAAGGGCUUCCUCAACCUCAUCAAAUCACGCACGUCCAAAUCGGAUAAAUCCGACAAGUCGGACAAAGCGGAGAAGUCUGAGAAGAGCCAAGCGUCUCCCCAGGCCUCGGCUUCUGGGUCUCCCGCCGCCACCCCCCCCAUCCCUGAGGAACCCGCCUCCCCGAAGAUGGGCCUUAAGAGCCCCCCACUGGAGCACAAGUCCAGGGAGUCCCGGGACGCCAACACCCGCUCCCAGCACACGGACUACAGCAGCAGCUCGGACCGCUCGGAGGAGCUGCGCACCCCCGACUCCAUGGACGAGCCCUGGGAGGGGGGGUCCGACGGCCGGGCCAGCCCGCUGGGGGGGCGGCGCUACCCCGGGGUGCAGGUGAUGGGCUGUGGCCUGCUGGCCGAGAUGAAGGCCAAGCAGGAGAGGAGAGCCCACAAGUCGUCGAGCCCAGACAGACCCGACAGCAACUCGACAGCCAAGCCCCUGGCCCCCCAGGCACCCGACAGCCGACCGGCCCCCGCCUCCAAACCGGAGCCCGCUCCCUCCGGGCCCCCGGAGAAGACCGGCCCCGCCCCCCGGGGCGAGACCAAGGCGGAGGCGGUAGGCCCCCCCCGCCUCCGGGCCACCUCCUCGCCGACCCCCGGCGGGAGCCCCAAGCCCCCCGUGCCUCAGGGGACCAAGCCCGUCCUGGGGGCCCGGCCCAGCAUCGCACUGAAGCCACGGACCCCCAGCAGCAGGAGCAUUGACGACCCCUCAGACUCCCCUAGAGCUUCUCCUAAGGUUGCCAUUCUCCCAUCCGGCCUCAAGAGGGCGCUCUCGGACAAGGAGAAAGACGGCAGCUCCAAGGAGGGGGGUGCCUUCAACCAGACAGCUGCACAGGAUGAGAAAGAAUCGCCACCCCAAAGCACUAUCUCCGGCGGCGAUCCAAGUGUGACCAAGGACGCCCCCCCCACCGACAAGGCAGUGGAGCCCAAGUCAUGUGACUCCAAGGGGAAAGGCGAAAAGAACUUAAUCUUACCCUAACCGAAGAACACAAAAUCCCCCGAUGACGCCGAGUGAUCAGCUGAUGGGACAGUGGGACAUAUGUCUCCUUUUGGUAUUUUUGUGUGGGGUUGGCCGAAGGGUCAGUCGGGGGACGGACAAAUCGACCGCGUUGGCAAGAGCUUGUUCGGCUAAGCUUUGACCCAGCUGACCGCCAGAGCGAGACAAACUGUGAUUUCUUACGUAGCAUAUUCCUAACGCAACGGAAGGACGUGCCACGCGCUUCAACCUGACUCUCAUCCGGGAGUGAGCGCUUUCAGGUUUUACAGAACUGUUGGCCCGAUUUCCAUUCACACCGUUCACUUGCUAGCCUAACCAAACCAAACUCCUUCCUUUAGGCCAAUGUGUGUGUGUGUGGAGCGUAUGCUAGUCUAACUCGAGGAGGUUAACGCAAUAGCCCAGUUCUAGCCGCGGCCUGUCCCAGGGACCAAUGGUUACGAUAACAGAAUCACUGUACUGUACUUGAACUCUGAAUACAUGACUUAACUAACACACCGUCACCUUACUAUCUUGUCCUUACUUUUGCAAACAAUACAUGCAAUACUUUACUCUUUGUUUUGUCAUCCCUGUGUAGGGGGAUUUCUCAAGCCAAUAUGCAAUUCACUUUACUUGAAAUUACUGGAUAGUUGAAAAAAGUUUGGUUGAUUUAGCUCGCCUGACGUCAUCGGAUUCAAAAAUGAUGUCAGUUUCUUUGCCAGAUCAUCGAUCUGCAAAUAACUUUUUACUUCCCUGAUUUGCCACUCCAAACAUUGUGGCUCGCAUUCACUCACUCACUCACUCACUCUGCAUGGAAGUGACUUGGAUUCCGUGCUGCGUUGCUUUCCCUCAUAACCCAUCAGUCUGGCUACAGAACUGUUAAUCUGUCACACUGUGCUCGGCACAAUACACUGUGCAAGAGACUAUCUUUUCUGUUUUCCUGUUAACAGUGUAUUGGCUGGCAGAAAAACAAUAAAUAAUAAACAAAUAGAAUACAUUUUAUAACGCGUGUCUCGUUAAGAGGACGGGCAUUCAUGUCUGUCAUGACAGCGAUUCCUGCAUGUGUGCUUUAGGCUGUGAGCCGUACACGCAACUGCUCCUGAAUGUCGCUGCAAUGUGGGUCUCAAGACACUCGUCCGUGUCUGCUAGAAUGUGUAGCGCUAUUUGGUCUAUUGCAUUUUGGCAUUAAAGAUGAAAGGUCACAAAGGUUUUUCACAAAGCCUGUAAAUGAUUUAAGCAGCAGACGGAGUCAUUGCUUCUACAGGUAUUUCAACAGGUUUUGCCUCCAACAGGGAACACGUUUCCGAAGUCACAGGUUUUUUUUAAACUGAUUGUCGUUCUUGGCGUGGACACUGAAAUAAUCCAAUAAACCAAGGCUUUCCCGGAAGCUGAGGUAUCGCUAGCUUUCAUCUCUGACUGGUUACUGAGGUUUUUCUGACUUUCGUAAUCAUUUAUUGGAUGAAUCAAUAAAACAGGCCUAACAAAAGCCGUUGUAUUCUCUGUGGUGAAUUCAGGUCACAUUUGCUCUUGAAAUUAUGUAUAGAACUCAAGGAUUUAGUUUCCGUUAAAUCAAUGGUGAAGCACGCUAGUUCACUCUUCAUAUGUUGCCUUCAACAUGUCUACAGUCAGUGUUUGGAGAAUCACAGCAUCAAAUAGUCUGGUUAUAUUUUAAGGUACAAGGAACAACAAACACAUGCAACUAUAUAAUUUAAUGGUUUGACUGUAAUGGUAUUUUCGAGCAGAAUUUCCUUUUUGCUCCGUUUGUCAAAUGUACUUUAGUGUUGGUCCAUGUUUUUUGAAUAAGGUGGAAUUUGGGGAUGUUAAAAAUGAACUUAAUGCUCAUUGUGGACUUCUUUAGUCUUAUAGAGAAACACCGUCUGAAGAGAUACAAGUCGGUUAAGAUUUACUCUUGGACCCCCAGGGUGAUAAAAGAAAAGGUUUCCCACAGGCGUCUUCCAUUCCCUGAUUGCUUUCGCCUGCACAUGCUUCAGUUAUGUAGGGAUAGCAGCGGCCAUCUUUCUCUGUGUGUGUGUCUGUGCGCGCGUGUGUGUGUGUGUGUGUGUGAGAGCGCGAGAGAGAGACUGCACGACAGGACUGAGUUGUAUUGUAGGUUUACAUAUGUGUUUUUCAUACAUGCGGGUAUGUGUGGAGACAUGGAUGUGUAGUAUAUGCACAAGUGAUGGAAAAGUACACUGUGAUAUGUUCACACACCUUUGUGAAGACAGCAAAUCAAGUUUUGGUACUAAGUAAACUACUAUACUACAGAUUUGUAUGUAACUUAUUUUGGGGGGGGGGGGUUAGGGGUGGCAAACGACAAGUCGGUGGUGUCUUCAUUUUUUUUUGUUUUGCAUGUAAAUAGUCUGAUGCAGACGAUAGAUCUUUGUGCAUAUUACUUUGUCAUACAACGUAAUCAAUUGAUUCAAUCAAAUGUUCUUGUGCCAUGAAAAGAAAAGGUUUGAUUCAUGUUUUAAUCGUAUGAAAUGAUUAUUUCGUAUUUGUUUCGGAUGAAUAUUCCAUCUUAUCAUCCCGUUCGCAGUCUUGUUUGUACGUAGAUGUAGGUUGAUUUCCUGAUAAGUUAACGUGUCUUAUGGCUCUAUUAUAUCAUUCUACUGGUGUUGAACAGUGCUCUGUGUGAAUACUAAUACAAACAUUAAAAGAUUUUUGCAGGCUUUGAAACAAAAUCAAACA
Gadus morhua (Atlantic cod) is the source of this 7252-nucleotide messenger RNA. Its product is annotated as F-actin-uncapping protein LRRC16A. Gene Ontology annotation, molecular function: protein binding. Bases 374 to 4570 code for a protein of 1398 amino acids. Gene Ontology annotation, cellular component: plasma membrane; lamellipodium. Lineage: Eukaryota; Metazoa; Chordata; Actinopteri; Gadiformes; Gadidae. The transcript has 39 exons. The record is from RefSeq and is a predicted model, not a curated record. Gene Ontology annotation, biological process: cell migration; regulation of Arp2/3 complex-mediated actin nucleation.